CGUUCUGCAGCCUCCUACUCCCACACCCCUCGUGUCAAUGACCAUAAAUGAACACCUGUCUGUCUUCUACUUUGAAAUAUAUACAGUAUAUGCAGCAGUAAUACUCACUCUUGACCACACACGCACACGCACACGCACAGACACACACGCGCACACACACAUUGUUGCAGGGCUCGGAGGGUCGUGUGGUAAACGUCAUAAGCCUGUGGCAGCACUGGAGUGAGCGGAAACCCCUCCCGAAUCCCAACUCAACUCCUCCAACCCCAGUCAAAGAAAAGAGGAAUACCGAGGAAUCAGGAAACAAGGACAAAUACCACAAUACACCAUUACAGAAAAGGCCAGGCAGCAUUAGCAGGGCAGCGCUAGCAGCGGCUAACGUCCCACCAGCACAGGAAAGCCAAUGAACAUGUUCACAGCACCAGUAACAAUGCAGACCUGAGCGGCACUCCCCGUUAAGUGAGAGAGAGACCGCGUGCCUUGCGAGUAAUAUGGGGUUUGGCCGGGACCUGCGCAACUCCCACGAGGGUCUGAUGAAGCUGCAGGACUGGGAGCUGAAGCUACUGGAGACGGUGAAGCGCUUCAUGACAUUACGGGUGAAGAGCGACAAGGAAUAUGCAUCUCUCCUGCUCAACAUCAGCCAGCAAGUGGACAAGCAUGACAACUCCUCUCAGAUCCACUAUGUCAGCAGUGUCUCCAAGUCGUGGACUAACAUGGUGCAGCAGACGGAGCAGUUGAGCAAGAUCAUGAAGUGUCAUGCUGAGGAGCUCAACUCAGGGCCUCUCCACCGCCUCACCAUGAUGAUCAAAGACAAGCAGCAGGUGAAGAAGAGUUACCAAAGCCUCCACCAGCAGAUCGAGUCUGAAAUGAACAAGGUAACCAAAGGAGAUCUUGAGAAGUUGAAAUGCUCCUACAGGCAGUUAACUAAGGAUGCUGUUUUAGCAAGAGACAAAUACAAGGAGGCCGUUGUAAAAGGCAAAGAGACUGAGAAAGCCCGUGAGCGCUACGACAAAGCCACAAUGAAGCUCCAUAACCUGCACAACCAGUAUGUGCUGGCAGUGAAAAGCGCGCAGCUACAUCAAGAGCACUACCAUGAGACUGCACUGCCUCUGUUGCUGGACUCCCUGCAGAAGAUGCAGGAGGAGAUGAUCACUGCACUUAAGGGGAUACUGGAGGAGUACAGUGAAAUCACCAGCCUGUUAACAGAUGAAAUAGUGAAGGUUCACAAAGAAAUACACACUUCCAUCGACCAAAUCGAUCCACUGUCAGAGUAUGACAACUUCAUCGAAGUUAAUAAAUCACCAGAAGACAAAGAACCAAAUGUAGAAUUUGAUGCCACGCUGUUAGACGAAACCGAGAAUCUUCAAGCAAAUGAGAUUCUAUGGAAUAAUUUGACAGCAGAAAGUUUACAAGCGAUGCUGAAGUCCACCUCAGAGGAGCUGCUCAUAACCCAGCAAAGUUUGCGCAGCAAAGAGGAGCUCAUGCUGGACCUGGAGAACAAAAUAGAGGAAUCUACCAAAACCUAUGAGAAGAAAUCGGAUGUGGUGUUGUUACUCAGUCAGAAGCAGUCUCUGGAGGAGUUGAGACAGACGGUCCAGCUGCUGCGCUGCUCGGAGGCCAAACUCAUGGCACAGAGAGAACUACUGGAGCAGAAGAUGCAGGAGAACGAGGGCAAAGAACCACCGCCUGUCGUCAAUUACGAAGAGGACGCCCGCUCUGUCAACUCAAUGGAUAAAAGCAAAGACAAGGUAUCCAAGUUUGACACGCUCAGACACUCCAUCGCUGGAAUCAUCCGCUCGCCCAAGUCUGUACUGGGCUCUUCAUCAUUUUUCGAUGUGAUACCCACUAGUGAGAAACCGCUGGGCGAGCAGGAGUGGUAUCACGGUGCCAUUCCCAGGACAGAGGCCCAGGAGCUGCUAAAGCAGCAGGGAGACUUUCUGGUGCGCGAGAGCCACGGAAAACCUGGAGAAUAUGUGCUGUCUGUGUUUUCAGACGGACAGCGCAGACAUUUCAUCAUUCAGUUUGCUGAUAAUCAGUACAGAUUUGAAGGCACUGGCUUCCCCACCAUCCCACAGCUCAUAGAGCAUCAUUACACGACUAAACAAGUCAUCACCAAGAAAUCUGGGGUCGUGCUCCUGAACCCUGUCAUAAAGGAUAAGAAAUGGAUCCUCAAUCAUGAGGACGUCAUUCUUGGAGAACUCCUUGGGAAAGGAAAUUUUGGUGAGGUUUUUAAAGGAACGCUGCGAGAUAAAACUCCGGUGGCCGUGAAAACUUGCAAGGAAGAUCUACCACAAGACCUCAAGAUAAAGUUCCUCUCAGAAGCCAGGAUCCUGAAGCAGUAUGAUCACCCGAACAUUGUGAAGUUAAUAGGCGUCUGUACCCAACGGCAGCCCAUUUACAUAGUAAUGGAGCUUGUACCAGGCGGGGACUUUUUAUCAUUCUUAAGGAAGAAAAAGGAGGACCUCAAGACAAAGCAACUGGUAAAGUUUGCAUUAGACGCUGCUGCCGGAAUGGCGUACCUGGAGCUAAAAAACUGUAUACACAGAGACCUGGCUGCUCGUAAUUGCCUUGUGGGAGAGAACAAUGUGCUGAAGAUCAGCGAUUUUGGGAUGUCCCGACAGGAGGAUGAUGGGAUCUACUCCUCAUCAGGACUGAAACAGAUCCCAAUCAAGUGGACUGCACCGGAAGCACUGAACUAUGGGAGAUACAGCUCAGAGAGUGAUGUGUGGAGUUAUGGGAUCCUCCUGUGGGAAACCUUUAGUCUAGGAGUGUGUCCUUACCCGGGCAUGACCAACCAGCAGGCUCGAGAACAGGUUGAAAAAGGUUACAGAAUGUCCUGCCCGCAGAAGUGUCCAGAUGAGGUGUACAGGAUCAUGCAGCGAUGUUGGGAGUACAAGCCUGAGAAUCGGCCCAAAUUCGCUGACAUUCAGAAAGAACUGGCAGCGGUCAAGAAAAAGUAGCCUUUAAUGAGGAUAUGGCUGGAAGGCCAAACUCAUACUUCACAUCCAGGUGAUCCCUAAUCUGCAGAGAGAAACACGACAAAUGUUUCGCCCUCGAAAUUACAUGCUAUUAUUGUACUAAAGAGUACUCCGUCACAUAAUCACUGUGUGAACUGCCUAUGCACCAGCUGUUUUGAGCCAUUAGCAUGGAGAGAGGUCUCAGCUUUGCUCUGAUGUCAAAAUUAUGCAGAUUUUCCGGGGUUUUUUUGUUUUGUUUUUGUAACUGAGCAACAGUUAAGCUAUGACAGGAAGAACGCAAGAUAUUUGAGGUGUAUUCAGUAUGCCAUUGAGUAUUCCUGUGUACGCACCAGUGAAAAGGAGGGAUGGUUCACCCAAAAAUGAACAUUUUGUUAUCAUUUUCUUAACCUCAUGACUGACUUUCUUCUGUGAAAAGCACAGUUUUUUUUUUUUUUUUUUUUUUUUGCAAUCAGUGAAGGUUAGUGGGGUCCAUUGUUGUUUUGGACCCUAUUCACUUUCAUUAUAUGGACAAAACAGUUGAAACAUUCUUCAAAAUAUCUUCUGUGUUCCACAGAGGAAAGAAAGUCAUACAGGUUUGGAAAGACAUGAGGGUUUUUCAUAUUUGGGCAAUUAUCCCUUAAAUAAAAUAUGGAGAUGAAUGUGUGAAAAAGGUUUGUCUACCCAAUAACACUUUUUUUUUUUUUUUUUUUUUUUUUUAAAGACCUAAACCUGUUUGAUAGUUUGGGCAGUAUUUUAGUCAAGCCAUUUUAUGUCAUUUUUAUAUUCCUGGAGCAAUAAGACCUUUUUGGACAAAAAAAUAAUACUUUACAGAUGUUCGUCAGUCACACAAAAUAACAUCUGUCACAUUCUUGAGACUUUCAUUGAGUUACAUUCCAAUGUUUCAGCACUCAUCAAGCAGUGAGACCAAAUGCAUAGAUUUACCUAAGUGCAAUUUAUGAUCACAUUCGCAAAAAUGUCAUACUACGAUCAAGUGGCCUUAACGUAAAAUCGAACGAUUCUGCUAGGCUGCUUGAGAGCUGUUAAAUGGCGUGGACACAGCACAAACCUACAGUUUACAAGCCUUCAGAUUUCUUCCAAAUACUUCAACCUCUCACCUCUUCAUUGUUCAUGCCAUUUGAUGUUUAUAGCGAUAUUUCUGCAAAACAUUUAAAUUGUCAUCAUUUACUCACCGUCAAGUCGUUCCAAACCUGUAUGAUUUUCAUUUCUUCUGUAGAAUGUAAAAGGAGAAAUUUAGUACAAUGUUCACGCUGCUUUUUUCCAUAAAGUGAAAGCGAAUGGUGACCAAAAGCACCAUAAAAGUGGUCUAUAUGACUUUUGUGGUAGAUUCCAAGUCUUCUGAAGUUGUAAAUUGCUAUUCACAAAAAUAUCUUGCUCCAUUGUAGCUCUCAAAUCUCACGGUAUGUACAUAUUCAAAUAUGCCAUUUGAAGUUGCGUCACAGCACGUUUGAUUUAAAGGGAUAGUUCACCCAAAAAUGAGUAUUAUCCCAUGAUUUACUCACCCUCAAGCCAUCCUAGGUGAAUAUGAUAUGAAUACGUCUUUCAGACGAACAAAAUCGGAGAUAUGUUUAAAAAUAUCCUUAGUCCUCCAAGGUUUAUAAUGGUUGUGAAUGGUAGCCCAAAUUUUGAAGACAAAAAAAAUGCACCCAUCCAUAAAGAAAUGAAUCCAUACGACUCCAGGGGGUUAAUAAAAGCCUUCUGAAGCAAAUCGAUGCGUUUGUGUAAGACAAGUAUGCUUAUUUACAACUUUAUAAAGUAAAAUAACGAGCUUCCGGCGCGACAGCCAUACGCAUUCGACGUACGUCCAAAAGGCGUUAACUUCCACGACGUAGUACACAAUGACAUGAUGGUACUACGUGUUAUAGUGCGGAACGUCAUGGCGUUUUGUACUAUGUUGCGGAAGUUAAUGCUUUUAUGCGUAUGGCUGUCGUGCCGGAAGCUCGUUAUUUUACUGGAUGGGCAUAUUUUUAUGGAUGGGUCUUCAAAAUUUGGGCUGCCAUUCACAACCAUUAUAAACCUUGCAGGUGUAAGGAUAUUUUUAAACAUGUCUCCGAUUGUGUUCGUUUGAAAGAAGAUAGUCAUAUACACCUAGGAUGGCUUGAGGGUGAGUAAAUCAUGGGAUCAUUUUUAUUUUUGGGUGAACUAUCCCUGUUAUUUUUGGGUGAUGCCAAAAUGUUAUUCAUCGUUACGUUACAUGAGCGAUUAUGAUGCAAUAAGUUUAAAAUUGUGGAAAUGUGGAAGAUUUUUAGUGAAUAACUUGCUUCUUUAGUCUGUUCUGCCACACAGAAUAUAGGGAACAAGACUAUUUUUCGGAUACUUUUAUGGUGCCUUUUUGCAGCUUGACAGUCCCUGUCCCCAUUCAAUUUCAUUGUAUGGGGAAAAAAAGCAGCUUGCCUUGGACAUUCUUGGAACAAAAAAAAUCAUACGGUUUUGAACAAAUGGAAAUUAGUAGAUGGCGAUUUUCAUUUUUCAUCGAGCUAUCCCUGUAACAUAUGCAUUGUUGCCAUGUGGCAUAUUAGACGUCACCAAAAGCUUUGUCCAAAACUGACAGUGGUUUGUCCUGUUGGGAUCUCUGUGUUUUUUUUUGGCAACCAGCAACCAAAGCCAGCAUGUUUAUUUGUUUACAUGCCAUCGUCUUGGAUUGUGAUGUUCUUAUUCCUGUGCAACAUGUGUGUUUAUGCUCUUUUACAAUCAGGUUUUCUCAUGCAAACAACCCUUGAGUUCUACUAGAUAUGUAUUUACCUCCACAAGUAUUACAGGUUUGGUUUAUAGACAAUAGUGUGUUUUGUAUUAAGUCUUUCCCAAGUUUUUUUCCUGCCAUUUCUGUCAGGUGCCAUUUUUUUCCCCCCACGUUUACGUACCCGAGCUCCACGCGAGCAUCUGUGCGGACCGAUCAGCAACUUCUUGUUCCAGAGUCACAUAAAUUUGUUAUUCCAUUUCCACAAAAAUGGAAUAGUGGUUUCUUCAAGGUUUACUCUAUAAAAGCAUUCCUUUUGUAUUUUGUAAAUACUUUUUGUAGAUUCAGUAAUGUAAUUUUGUAGGUGUUUGUUUUUUCCACUGCAAAACUGAUGUUUAGAAUGUGGAUGUCUGUCAGGAAUAUGCCUCAACGUUCAGCUGUAAUAGUAGCGAUGAAGACCCAGAAUCAAUACUGCUCUGACAUUUGCACAUUUGGAAUAUGUUAAGAGGGUCCCAUAGAAUCGACUGAUUCUUUCUAGUUUUUCUCCUCUUCAAGUUGUUGCCAUCACUAAUGCAGCCAAAAGUCGACGUGUUUGACAUGGAAUAAAAUGCAUGUGCCAAUCAUGCAGAACUGGUGACAACUGAACCAAAAAGCUACUGUAUAAUACAGUUUUGGAUUGGUAUCCUUGCAUGAUUCACCAGUGGGUUCAGAUCAAAAAAAAAAUUUUUUUGGUGAAGCUGAGCUUGCAUCAAUUAAACUACUGGUGAGUGAGCUCUUCUUUUUUUUUUUUUUUUUUUUUUUUUACGUCAAAGCAGUUAUCCCUAUAGUGUGUUGUUUGAUUCUUUUUUAUUUAUUUGAAAUACUGUAAUAUUAUUCUAGCAUUUUAAUCUUUUGCUAUUUUGUACCAUUCACUAUAAUUCUGUCAGUGUAUUAAAGCAAACGCCAGUAUUUUGUCUCUCAUUAUAUUGAAAUUUGUGUUAUUCAGAGACAUUAGAAUUCCCUUUCCCAUGUCUGACUUGCACAUAGGGAUCAUGUAAACUUCCAUCAGAAAAAAAAAUGGCUUGUCAGCAAUACUCUAAUAAAUCAUAACUUGAGUUCAUUUUCAAAGUACUUAACAAUAAGCAAAAGUUUCUGUUGUCGGUCAGAUUCUUCCUUCCCUGAUAUCUUCUGCUCUGUGCUGGACUAUUUAUUCUGUGAUGGAACAUUUUAUGUAUUGAUUGCACUUUUGGCCUUUUUGUGUUUUAAAAUGAUCCCCUAUAAUAUAAAACAGCAGAUUGUUGUUUCAGGUAAUGAUCAACUCAAAACUGUCUUGAAUUGAUUGUAGAACAAAAGUAGAAAAGCAACACUGGACGUUUGAUUUUCACCCCUGCCCGUUGAAAGAGGAAAUAUCACACGAUAAAUGGUUGACAUUUAAAAGCUUGAUUCUUUUCUUUUUUCCAUGUAGUUUUCUUUCAUCUGUCUCUGUUUGCUCGUAACACCUCUGAUGGACAUUCAACUAUAACAAUGUCUGCUCAUUGUUUAUAUUGUACACUUGCAAUAAAGUUUGAGUCUUUGAA
Messenger RNA from Megalobrama amblycephala (Wuchang bream), 7205 nucleotides. RefSeq names its product fer (fps/fes related) tyrosine kinase (gene fer). Gene Ontology annotation, biological process: cell adhesion; peptidyl-tyrosine phosphorylation; chemotaxis. Gene Ontology annotation, molecular function: ATP binding; non-membrane spanning protein tyrosine kinase activity. Bases 489 to 2957 code for a protein of 822 amino acids. Lineage: Eukaryota; Metazoa; Chordata; Actinopteri; Cypriniformes; Xenocyprididae. The transcript is spliced from 20 exons. The record is from RefSeq and is a predicted model, not a curated record.